Eutrema salsugineum is the source of this 1475-nucleotide messenger RNA. Its product is annotated as F-box/kelch-repeat protein At1g64840. Gene Ontology annotation, molecular function: protein binding. The record is from RefSeq and is a predicted model, not a curated record. NCBI's taxonomy places the organism in Eukaryota, Viridiplantae, Streptophyta, Magnoliopsida, Brassicales, Brassicaceae. The coding region runs from base 151 to 1341 and encodes 396 amino acids. The transcript has 2 exons.
AAAUCGUUUUUUCUCCACUCAAGUCUCUCGCUGAAAUGGACUUAUAGUCGAGUCAUUUCUUCUCCGACAACAUAUCAUUCCUUGGUUUCGUCGUCAUAGUCUCUACGACAGAUUUCAAGAUUGCAUUUGUUUCCGACAUCAUCAGCAAACAUGGCAGAACCUUCAACAAAAAUGAAGAUAUCAUCCAUGAAGCCAGACUGGAUUCAGCUCCCUGAAGAGCUACUUUGCAUUAUCACCAAGAAACUGGAUAACUGUUUCGAUGUUGUUCAUGCUCGAUCUGUUUGCAGCUUGUGGCGAUCCACAUUUCCCUAUCCAUCUUGCCUACUACGCCCAAGUUACUCUUUUCCCACGUUUGGAAAGUUCCCUUACGUAAGCAAGAAACUGUGCACUCUCGAGAAGGUUCCGUUGUUCCUCUUUAGAGUCCAAACUCCUCUUGUUGCUGAUAAGUUCUUACUUGGAGGAGUAGGCCGAGAUAAGUCAGAGGAUCAUAUGAAUAUGAUGCUUCCAUCUCCUAUUCAGUGCUCAGUGAAAGUUGAAAUCCCAGGAUCUGAUCCAACCUUGAUGAACAUACAUGACAGCCAGAUCUUUCCUUUAGGCCACCAGUACAGAAUGAUCGGUUGGUAUCCAAACUCUAGGACAACAAAGUAUAGAGGCGUGGCUUUUCUUCCACUUAACAAGAACGGAAGUGAAUUCGUUGUACUCCUCAACUACACUAAUGAUUUGUUGAUGUUAAGAAGUGAUGAAAUGAGGUGGAUGUGCCUUAAAGAAACCUCAGAGGCUUCAUGCGUAGAUUUAGUCUCUUUUAGAGGCAGGUUUUAUGCAACCUUUCUAAAUGGGGACAUCUUCGCUUUCGAUCCUUACUCGCUGAUACGUACUCCCAUGAUGCCCGUGCCGGAUCGGAGGUCAUGCCAUCAUCUUGUUCAGUCUGGCGAUGAUGAGCUGUUCCUGGUCGGGCGUUUCAAUCCGUUUCCUGAAUCUGAUGUAAUAAACUUUAAUCGGUUUAUUUGUAUAGUGAGUAGACUAGAUGAAAAGGCUGGUGAAUGGGUCGUGGUCAGCGAUUUGGGAGACCGUGUGUUUUUUAUUGGACAAGUUGGAAAUGUCUGCUGCUUGGCUAAGGAGCUUCCUGAUGGUUGCGGUUUGAGCAAGAACUCAAUUGUGUUCACAGAUGAGCCAGGCAAUGUAACAUACGCCUACAAAUAUGGAGUGCACACAGAAAACGCAGAAGACGGCACUAAUUGUUGGAGAUUCUCAAGGGAGAAUCGUGUGACAAUCCUCAACACAUCGUCAAUGGUGGCUCUCCGGGUGGAGCGCCAAGCCAUAAAUGUUACUUUGGAUACCUAAGACAUCUGUUGGCUUUCAUGCAGUUCAGUUCUAGACUUUUAUAGCUUAAGACAAAUAUUUUGUUCUGUCUAGUAUUGACUCACCUUGUUUUUGUUGAAACAUGUGGAUCUUGGAAAAUGUUUCGAAUCCAUUAA